Fraxinus pennsylvanica is the source of this 390-nucleotide messenger RNA. The record is from the annotation of a GenBank genome assembly. Lineage: Eukaryota; Viridiplantae; Streptophyta; Magnoliopsida; Lamiales; Oleaceae.
AUGAUCAUGGUGAUGGGUUUUACAAAUUUAUACCAUCAGGCAUCAGCAGUGUACUGGCCUUUAUUUGCCAUAGCCGCAUUGGAAGCAAUAGUUGCAAGUCUGUCUUUAAUUUCUGCCACUUUCUCUGUGAUCAAACAAUCAGUGGUCAGAACAGAAAUCAAUUGGGCCAAGCUGGAGUUGUUGUUUGAACUUCAGAGAACGCCAACUGAUGAAGAAAGAGUAGGAAUUUCCCCCAAAAGAUAUCACAAAGUGAAGAGAGUAUCAAAGCCCAUCAUUUCCCUCGAUUCACAGCACCUGUUAACCCAAGAAGAGUUGAUAAAUGGAAUUACUGAUGUUGAUGGUGUAGAAGGAGAUAAAGGAGGCAACCUGCUCUUCUCAGGCUUGCACUAG